AUGCCCUUUAUUGGAGCGUCGCACACGUCGAACGAUAUCUUCAGGCAUCUGAAAGAAAAACACGCCAUCGGGGGCGGGCAUGCGGGUGUUUCGGUGGCGUCGUCGGUGACGUCGAUGGAGGCAGACACUCCGGAGCGGUACGCCACGAGCGGCAGCGCUAGCAGUGCUCUGGAGGAAAAACUGGAGGCCGUUUCCCGGGGGGACGAUAAGGCACCGGGAAACCUGAACGCGCCCAAACUGCGGAGCGUCUCGGUGUCGUCAGCCGCAAGCCAUGGCCAAGAGCUGGAUACGCAAGAGCUGCUGACCUUCCCCAAUGAGUCAACCCACGCGUAUUCGUAUAAUCCUUUGUCGCCGAAUUCGCUGGCGGUGCGUCUUUCCAUUUUAAAGCGUUCGUUAGAAAUUAUGAUUAAGAACCCCUCACUCCUGAGAGACACGACUAGCUCAGAUGACAUAGCUCCCUUGCCAUCGAUUGUCUCAAGAUACAGUAUGGAUAGAACCUACUCUGCAUCGGUGAAGCGGUCUCCAAUGGACCAGCCCCCGCAGCAGCUACGGAACGCAUCUUCCGCGGCUCUCUCUGCGUUAUUUAACGGGCCUGUGGCUACCACGGUACCAUCAAGCCAGAGUCUGGAUACGCAGAGCCCCCCAAUGCUGUCACCGUCACUAGGAACGUUGCCUGCUUAUUCGGCGAGCGGCAGCUACCCGUUCAGGCAGCAGCAAUUGGGCACUCUGCCGAUAGCAUGGGAGAUAGGGAGUGAUACUUCGGACAGUCCGGAGACUGCCUCAGAGUUGGAAGUAAGAAGAUUUUUUCAUGAGUCGCCCUCGCUGGCGUCUUUACCCGAGCCACCGCAGCAGCAACCUCCUCCGCAGUCGAUAUAUGACCAUCAUCCAAGUCAUAGCUCGGAGUUUAUCUGCGAGAAAAAGAGAGAACUCGAAGGGCUGUUGACGCUGUUGAAUGAUACACUAGAGAACAAGGAUAAUGAUAAGGCAUCUGAUUUACUGAUGAUAUCCCUCUUAAACAUCAAUAAGCUGUCGCUUGGGGUCAGCACCAACGCGGAUGGCGUAGAUCCUGCGAAGAAAGUCAGUAAUGAGCAAGAACUAAAGAAGCAGCUGCUUGAAAGCUUAGCCCAACCAUUUCAUGAAUAUUCAACACAGGAAACUACUAUACAGGCCUCGCAGGACGAAAAUUAUCUCCAACCAUUUACCGAUGAACUAACAUCUAUCCAGGAUCCGAUAGACUACAGCAGAACGUACGAAGCGCCCCGCAUACUGCAUACUUUUAUAUCAGGUAAGUACACAGCACCUCAGGCCAUAUUUACCUGUUCCCAGCAUCACCCAUGGCAGUUUAGGGCGGCUAACGAUUUGGCAUGCUUAAUCUUCGGUAUCUCCAAAUUGGCAUUUAAGGCGCUUACUUUACUUGACCUGAUACACACCGACAGCAGGAGCUUUGUCCUUAACAAGAUUAUGUCUACAGAGGGCCAAGAACAAGUAUUCACAGGUGAAAUAGUAGGCGUCAUACAACCAGGCGUCACAUCGCUGUCGUCUCCUGCUUCAGCUGCAUCGUCAGCAUCCUCGCAUACACAGAAAUUCAUUUGGGCGUCCAUGUGGGCAAAGCGUAAGAAUGGCAUGAUCGUCUGUGUCUUUGAAAAGGUGCCCUGUGAUUACAUGAACGUAAUGUUAAAUUUAGACGACUUCUCCGUGCGGGAUAUCUCCGGAGGAGAAGGCUUACAAUUGCAGCCGGAGAUCACAUCGUCUAUACCACCACCCACCAUCACGCCGAAAACCAAAAGCGUGAAGUUUGCCAAUGAGAUCAAUGAUGUAGCAGCCAUCAGUCGUUCAUUGGCCAACCUUAUUGAGAAAGUGAAGUCUGGAGAACUCCUGAAUAAACAUGAUGAUUUGUUACCGGUACCAGUUCGCGUGAACGAUCAUAUCAAUACAGUACGGUACUUCACGUUAAAUCAUCUAUCCAUCAAUAUUCCAUGUGCUGUUACUUCAUCAAUUUUGGAGGACGAUUUGAAGUUACAGAUACACAGCUUACCAUACCAAGCCGGCAUGUUUAUUGUGAACUCUAAGACACUACAACUAAUAAGUUUCAAUAAAUCAAUUUCCAAAAACAUGUUCGGUCUACAUUACAUUGAACUAAUAAAUCAACCGAUUACAAAGAUCAUCCCGUCUUUUCCAAGUUUGUUGAAAUACAACAACACUAUGUAUCCCCAUUUGAACAUCAAUCUAUCCAAGAAUAAAGGUCUAGUACUUACAGAGCAUUAUUUCAGGAAACUUCAGAGCCAAAUGAACAGGAGUGCAGAAGAUUUUUACAGCUCUAUAGGUAUUGACGCUGUCCAUAGGGAUGGUUGCACCAUCAAAGUUGACAUUCAACUUCGCGUUCUAAACAUGUCGCAUAUAUUGCUAUGGAUAACUCACUCGAGGGACGUGUUUUUUAAAAACUACAAUACAAAUCCAUCGCAGUUGAAGAUUCUAAAUGAAAGAGAGAUAGCCACUAUUAGCAGUGGGACAAACUCAGCAACGUCCUCUAAACACACCACUGAUAAAUUUAAGCUUGAAGAAUUGAGUAAGCUGAAAUCAGAACUACAGACACUAACGUUGCAUAUUGAUGGUCGGGAAUCCAACUCUAACGCAGUAGCGAAGUCAGAAUGCGUUCUUUCUGAUGAUAUGUCCACUGCUGUUGCCGAGGAAACUGAUGUCAAUACCACCACAAGCAGCAUGGCCGUGCAGGCUAAAGAUUCAAUGAUGUCCACUGACUCUUGUAGCAAAUGGGAAAUUGCCAAAAAGUACACACAAGAUAAGUCGCAAUUUGUCAGCGACGAUAACUUCAAGGUGGAUGAGAAUCUGAUACUACACACCAAUUCCUCUUUCCGAGAAGGCAGUGAUUCUCCUUUACGUCCUCUCAAUAGUGAAAGCAGCGCAUCUUUCGAUAACUCGAAUAUUGCCCCGGAGCGCGAGAUCGGUGCCUCUAAGCAUGUUACCAAAUUUUCUGACUUCACGGUAUUACAAAAAAUGGGAGAAGGUGCUUAUGGGAAGGUCGAUCUAUGCAUGCAUAAGAAGGAGAAGUAUGUGGUAGUCAUUAAGCUCAUUUUUAAGGAGCGGAUUCUAGUAGACACAUGGGUAAGAGAUAGAAAAUUAGGGACCAUUCCCUCAGAGAUACAGAUCAUGGCUACAUUAAACAAAAAACCCCAUGAGAACAUCAUGCGCCUGCUUGACUUCUUUGAAGAUGAUGAAUACUAUUACAUCGAGUCUCCAAUGCAUGGUGAAACGGGCUCCAUCGAUUUAUUCGAUUUGAUCGAGCUAAAGACCAACAUGACUGAGCACGAGGCAAAACUGCUCUUUAAGCAGGUAGCCUCGGGACUAAGACACUUGCACGAAAACGGCAUAGUGCAUAGGGACAUCAAGGACGAGAACGUGAUCGUCGACAACAGAGGCCGGGUGAAAAUAAUUGACUUUGGCUCCGCUGCUUACGUGAAAAGAGGUCCUUUUGAUGUUUUUGUUGGCACUAUUGACUACGCCGCCCCAGAGGUUCUCGGCGGUGAUCCGUACGAAGGCAAACCCCAAGACGUCUGGGCGGUCGGCGUUCUGCUCUACACUAUCAUCUACAAGGAGAAUCCCUUCUACAACAUUGACGAAAUCCUAGAUGGUGACUUGCGUAUCAGCCCAGCAGUUGUAGUGAGCGAGGAGUGCGUGGCCUUAAUCACCCGUAUUUUAAACCGUUCUGUCAACCGCAGGCCGACAGUGGACGAUAUCUGUGGUGACAAGUGGCUUGGUAUUUGA
Molecule: messenger RNA, 3780 nt
Organism: Eremothecium gossypii ATCC 10895
Lineage: Eukaryota; Fungi; Ascomycota; Saccharomycetes; Saccharomycetales; Saccharomycetaceae
Gene: PSK1
Product: serine/threonine protein kinase PSK1
Exons: 1
Coding region: 1-3780 (1259 amino acids)
Biological process (GO): protein phosphorylation; negative regulation of glycogen biosynthetic process; intracellular signal transduction
Cellular component (GO): cytoplasm; cytosol; nucleus
Molecular function (GO): ATP binding; protein serine/threonine kinase activity
Source: RefSeq, marked provisional